Molecule: messenger RNA, 7296 nt
Organism: Uranotaenia lowii
Lineage: Eukaryota; Metazoa; Arthropoda; Insecta; Diptera; Culicidae
Product: 1-phosphatidylinositol 4,5-bisphosphate phosphodiesterase-like
Exons: 13
Coding region: 1477-4725 (1082 amino acids)
Biological process (GO): lipid metabolic process; phosphatidylinositol-mediated signaling
Molecular function (GO): calcium ion binding; phosphatidylinositol-4,5-bisphosphate phospholipase C activity
Source: RefSeq, a predicted model, not a curated record
GAGCAGUCCAUCGUCGCCGCCGUCGUCGUGGAGAAGUCGAUCCGAAUCAGACCUGGGCUAACUUUUGUACUGUGUGCUCUGGCUCUGGCUCUUGGACACCAACCCGAACAGCCAACUAACCUAGCCCAGUACCUACCUAGAAGAGAAGUGGAAAAAAUAAAUCUCUUCAGUUUUGUAGCAGCACAAAGCCAACCUCGGAAUCUUGUGAAGUUCUAGAAUAUCAGUGGAUAUUGUUUGUUUAGCACAAGUUCUAGUUUUAAACGGGACUGUGGUUUUAGUUUAGCAUUUAAGAAUAGAUAAUCUUCUUCGGAGUGAACCGAUUUGCAGCCAUAUCGCUAGCUGCUGCUGCUGUCCAGGGAAGAUACUGCAAAAUGUCCGUGAAGCAGCAAGAAGACCAGCUCAUUCCGAUAUCCAGCCUACCGGAAUCGAAGUAACCGAACUUGGAGGAAGCAUUUCUGCAUGAUGGAUUUCAAGGGUUGCUAGAUGCAGUCAUCGCACGGCAAUUGUGAAGUGCAUUCAAUAUUAGUCAAGGUAGCAAUCAAUCGGCAUUUGCUGACCAAAAAAAGAGGAAAAUUUGCCACAGAAACAAGGAAGAGCGCAAGAAAAUUGCUGUAUUUUCCGAAUUGCGAUAGGUAGGUAUGCAAUAUUCGGGAGUGUGAGUUUUCUUUCGCCCAGUAAUAGUUAACAAGCUAAACAGGCAAGCAGAAGCUCCUGGCAAAUUGUGGUUGGGCGACCCUCAACUGAAUGGAAAUAUGUUUGAAUGUGUGCCUGUUCCGCGUAUGUGUGCCGCGCCAUCGCCGUCGAAGAUAAACUCUACUGAAUGAAUUGUGUGAGAGGGAAAAUCUGAGAAGAAAGCGCCCUCGGUCACCAUCAGAAGAAGAGUGAGCCGAAAAAUUACGAAGAAGCAGCGUUUUUCCUGGGUGUUCGUUUUUCCACCACAGCACAGCAGUCUGUGAAUUGCGACAGUGUGUGCCGGAAGCACAUUGGUGGAGGUGAAAAUUCGCCCAUUCAGUGGUUUUGCUGAGCUGAGUUCAGCUGAGAGUACUGUCACUGUCGUCGAUCCAAGCAGCCUGUGACAGAGGAGAGUGAGAAAUUUGGAAAGAACUUAAUUGAAAAGUGAUUCAUUAUUGUUGUUAUUGCCAGUGAGUUGUUUGAGCGAUUCAUCGCCUGCUGCCACCCACCCACUAUUAUAACAACUACUACUCCAAACCAAUCAGGUCUUGGCAUUUCCCAUUCAAGUUUGUAUGAAAAAUCGCUCGUUCGAUAGGAAGCUGUGAAUAAUAGACGACAACCCCCCCGAAAACCCAUUCAAAGGGUUUUGCAGCGGAUCAAACCAGUGGCCAGCUAGUCUCAAACUUUCUCUCUUGAACGCGCGCUAUUUAAGCUAUUUCAAGAUCUCACCGUAGAAUUUAAAACAAGAGUUCAACUACUCCCACUACUACCCACUUAGGAUACCGCAAUCAUAAUACUGCAAUCAUGACCAAGCGGUUCGAGUUCAAUUGGCAGAUUCCGGUUCCGGAGGAGCUCCAGAAGGGAUGCGUCUUCGACCGGUGGUACGAGGACAAGGACAGCAACGACUUCGAGCCGGACUGCACCUUCAAAGUGGACGAGUACGGUUUCUUCGUCUACUGGAAAAGCGGAGGACGGGAAGGAGACGUCAUCGAACUGUGCCAAGUCAGUGAUAUCCGAGCCGGAGGAUUGCCUAAGGACAUGAAGCUAUUGAAUCAGCUAUGCAACAAACACGGGGAAAACGUGGAGGAAAAAUCCCUGACUAUCUGCUCCGGAACGGAUUAUAUCAACAUCAAUAUGCAGCACGUGGUCUGUCCGGAUGCUGCCACAGCCAAGAGAUGGCAACAGGGCCUUCGCGACAUAACACACAAUAAUAAGAUGAACAACGUUUGUGUUCGUACGAAUCUGAUGAAACAUUGGAUGAGGUUAGGAUUUCAAGUUGAUCCUCGAGGCAAAGUACCCGUUAAGGUAGUGGCCAAAACUUUCGCUUCCGGUAAAACGGAAAAGCUGGUUUAUCAAAUUAUGGCCGAUCUCGGACUGCCCAGUGGCAAGAACGAUGCCAUCGAGAAGGCAGACUUCACCUUCGAAAAGUUCUACGAGCUGUAUCACAAAAUUUGUCCCAGAAACGACAUCGAGGAACUGUUCCGUUCAAUCACUCAAGGCAAAGCGAACGUAAUCAAUCUUGAGCAGUUCAUCAACUUCCUCAACGAGAAACAACGUGAUCCUCGUUUGAACGAAAUUUUGUACCCGCUGUACGAUGAGAAGCGAGCGCUCGAGAUCAUCACAACCUAUGAGCAGGACGAAGCCGCCAGAGAUGCUAAAACCCUAACCAAAGAUGGUCUGAUUCGGUAUCUGAUGUCGGACGAGAAUGCACCAGUGUUUCUGGAUCGGUUAGAUAUCUACAUGGACAUGGAUCAGCCCCUAUCGCAUUACUACAUCAACUCGUCCCACAAUACGUACCUGUCGGGGCGUCAGUUCGGUGGCAAAAGUUCGGUCGAAAUGUAUCGACAGACACUGCUGGCCGGGUGUCGCUGUGUCGAGCUGGAUUGUUGGGAUGGGAAAGGCGAAGAUGAGGAACCCAUCAUCACCCACGGUAUGGCCAUGUGUACCGAUAUUCUGUUCAAGGACGUCAUCUAUGCGUUGCGUGAUACGGCCUUCGUCACCUCGGAAUAUCCUGUGAUUCUGUCCUUCGAGAACCAUUGCUGCCGGGCGCAGCAGUACAAACUAGCGAAAUACUGUGAUGAAAUUCUGGGCGAUCUUCUGCUGAAGGAACCACUACCAGACUACCCGCUUGAACCCGGUGCUCCGCUGCCCCCACCAUCGGCUCUGAAACGAAAGAUCCUGAUCAAGAACAAAAGAUUGAAGCCAGACGUGGAAAAACGGGAGCUGGAACUGUUCAUGCAGGGCGAGUUCGUUGCCGAGGAUGACGUUAAGGAAGAUGCCAGUGCGGUGCGAAAGAUGGAUGGCGUUGAAGAAGGUCCAGCGGUAGCAACGGCAGCUGCUUCACAAGAUGGCGGUGAAGAAGUUCCUGUCGUGCAGUAUACCGGUUCGACGACCAAUGUACAUCCCUGGUUAUCGUCAAUGGUCAACUACGCGCAGCCCAUCAAGUUCCAAACGAUGGAAUACGCCGAGCAGAAGAACAUUCACCACAACAUGUCCUCGUUCUCGGAAACGGCCGGAAUGAACUUGUUGAAGCAACAGGCCAUCGAGUUUGUAAACUACAACAAGCGGCAAAUGUCGCGAAUUUACCCCAAGGGAACACGAGCAGAUUCGUCCAACUAUAUGCCGCAAGUGUUCUGGAAUGCCGGUUGCCAGAUGGUGUCUCUGAACUUCCAAACUUCCGAUCUACCAAUGCAACUCAAUCAGGGUAAGUUCGAGUACAAUAACAACUGUGGCUACCUUUUGAAACCGGACUUCAUGCGUCGAGCGGAUCGAAGUUUCGAUCCCUUUGCCGAUGCACCAGUCGAUGGUGUGAUUGCCGCAUCGUGUGCCGUGCAGGUUAUUGCCGGUCAGUUCUUGUCUGAUAAGAAAGUUGGAACAUACGUUGAAGUCGAUAUGUACGGUCUACCCUCGGAUACCGUCCGAAAGGAGUUCCGCACCCGUUUGGUUCCAGCCAACGGUCUCAAUCCAGUGUACAAUGAAGAACCGUUCCUCUUCCGUAAGGUUGUCUUGCCAGAUCUCGCAGUGCUUCGUUUCGGAGUUUAUGAUGAAAACGGUAAACUCCUCGGUCAAAGAAUACUUCCCCUCGAUGGUCUUCAAGGCGGUUAUCGACACAUUUCUCUACGAACGGACGCCAACUUCCCGAUGUCUCUUCCUAUGCUGUUCUGUAAUAUUGAACUGAAAAUUUAUGUACCCGAUGGCUUCGAAGAUUUCAUGGAUGCUCUUUCGGAUCCUCGUGCUUUCAUGGGUGCCGCAAAAGAAAGAUCUGACAACAUGAAAGCCAUGGGCAUCGAAGAGUCGAGUUCCGGUGCUGCUGCCGAUGCAAGCAAAGGUAUGAAAACUACCGAAGUAACCGAACCACCGCUGGUGUUCGACCCAAUCACGGUAGAAUCUUUGAGACAGGAGAAGGGAUUCCAAAAGACGGCUAAGAAGCAACAGAAGGAGCUAGACAGCGUUAAAAAGAAGCAUGCCAAGGAACGAAUGGGUGUGCAGAAAACACAGAACGCUGCCAUCGAGCGCCUCAUCAAGGGCAAAAGCAAAGAGGAGAUCAAGGCCGAUCCAGCUAUAAGGAAGGUAAUACAGGAGCAGAACGCGGCCUGGAGCGAAAUGAUCGAACGUCACAAGAAGGAAGAGUGGGAUCUGCUGAAGCAGCAGCUCGACGAUCAGAAAGAGAUCCUGCGAAAGCUGAUGGAGACGACACAGGCGGCCCAGAUGAAACAACUGGAGGCCAAACACGAACGGGAGGUCAAGGAACUGAACAGUCGCCAGGCCAAGAUCUCGGUCGAAACUUCAAAGGAGGUAGCGAACGAUAAAACUCUAAAAACCAAGGGUGAAAAGGAUCGUCGAUUGCGAGAGAAAAAACAGAACAACAUCAAGCGUUUUAUGGAUGAAAAGAAGACCGCCGGCAUCAAGCAGAGUCGUGAGAAGGAGAAGCUCAAGGUGACCCACGACAAGCAGCUGGAAGAGCUCGACAACGAUGUCCAAAAGCUAAUCGACAUGUACAAAGUUGAUGAGGAGGAGUACAAAAUGAUCAGCAAGUUGGAGUUCUACGCUUAAAUCCACUCCUGUAGCCCAGUUGCAGAGCGCGACGCGAGGAGUCGAAUGAAUAAAAAAAACAUAAACUUUAUACCCAACCAGAAGAACUGAAUUUUUAUAUAAACAGGCCGCCCGCCCUUAUUCUUCUCUGCAAAUCCAGGAGGUGGAUAACAGGAGAAAGAACAAAAGGAAGCGAAAUACUAUCUCGUUAAUUAAACUUUUAGAACUAAAGUAACUGAUUUAGGUUGAUAAGCGCAAAAACAAGGAGAAAACAAGAAACUGUGGAAAUAUUUAUGGAUCACACAUAUAAAAAGAAAAACAUACUGAACGUGUAUAUGAUGAGUACGAAAACCCCAUAUAUUUUAAGCAAAUGUUAGAAUGAAAAGAUAAAACAAAAUCUCCAUUAUCAAACUUAGUGGUAAAGAAGUAUGUAUCAAUUUGAACUUGAAGAAUCUAGGCAAACCACAUAAACGGUGAAGAUAGAAAAUAUUAUACUGAACUAGAGAGUAUUAACUACUUACAUUUAUCACUGAGAUAGAACCCUUUUAGGAAAGAGCAAACGCAAAAGUGAGAUUAGUUGUUGUUUUUAGUAACAUUUUUUUUCCUAUGAGGAAACUUUAAAGGGAGAAAAAAAAAACAAAGGGAAGAGUGACUUUUCACCCAACCCGACGAUAAAAGUCCAUGAGGGAUAGUUUUUAAACGUUGCAAAUAAGAAUAAAAACAUACAUUUAAUACUAUGAAUCUAAUGAAAAUGAAAGGGAACAAAAGAAAUUUUUGCUAUAGAGGAAAGAAUCAAAUUGACUAGUAAUCGCAGGACAAGAAUUAAGUACUAUAUCAAUGCUAUUAAAAAUGAGAUGAAGAACAGUUAUUGAGUUAGAAAGAGAAUAGUUUUAUUUUGCAGUUGAUGUUAAUAUAAUUAAACUUUUUCCUGAUUUUAUCAAGAGAAGUUUUUGUUUAUGUUUUCAGCUUCUGAUAGAUGUUGAUUGUUAUGUCCAUUUUCUUUAAGAAGGUCAAUUAGAAAUUGCAUAGGAUAAUUUAUCUAGCGCCCCCGUUGUUUAAUUUUACGAAUAGAUUGGAUAAAAAUCUAAUGGAAGCAAUCCCUUUAGCUGCAUUUUCAGGAAGCAAUCAAAGCUGUUUUUAAUUGUGGAAACUAAAUAUUUUAUCCAAGGAAGCUCGUCGUGCGUUCAGAUAAACGGAUGGCACGUAAAUAUUUAUGAACAUGAUAACCCCAAAGUAUAUGCAUUAAAAACACACAUCACAAAAAGUGUAUAUCGAAGAACAAUUUUAAAUCCACUAAUUCAAAAUGAAACAAGUAAUAAGCAAGACGUAUUUAAACAGUUGCAAACUAGACAUACCAAAUUUUAAACAAGUUACUGAAAAAAUGGGAAACCAAAACUAUAAUAUAUUUAAUAUGUAUAAUGAUCAGAUAGGACAACAACAGUAUCAUUUACUAUUAAGCGAACAGAAAAUCCUUCUUUCAAAAACUCCCCCCUCCCUCAAAACGCAGAAUCACCUGUCCUUACUUCCCGCAGUAGGAUUCGGUGUAUCGAAAGACAGAAAAUGAACUAUAACGCCAUGUUACACCAACUUUCACUUAAGAAAUAAUCAAUUUCAUCCAUCUUAUUCAUAAACAAAUCUCGAUACAUUUAAACUACAACAAGAAUCAUGAGUGCCUAUAAAAAAAAACAAAUCAAACCCUAUACUUUUUUAUCAACGAAGAACAACGUGGCGGUGAAAUUUCCUGUUUCCCAUCAGAAAAUAUCUCGUGUCAUUUAGAACCACACAAAAAACACAAUGCAAGAAUGUGAGAGAGAGAAAGAGGAAAAUCAAGUGUGGUUAAGUUCACUGCUUGACAAAACAACUAAAUAGUACGUUCGUAGUCGAAUAUAAAACUAUAAAAGUCAUUCAACGAAUCUCUCCUCCAAAGUUCACAAUUGCAAAGAAAGAAACAAACUAAACUAAUAACCGUUCUCAAAGAGAAAAACACACAAUUAAAAAGGAAAAAAGGAGAAAAAACAAAAAAACGUAUGUUUUCUAGUCGUUACUUUUUAAGAUAGAAAAAAACAGCAACAACAAUGUAAUCAUCACAAAUUAUGAACCAAAAGUUUAAAAGCAAUCGUUUCAUUUCCUGUUUUCCGAAUGAAUGGUUGAUACUACCUAUAUCCCAGAAUCUUCCUUUGACAGCAUAAAUCCAUAAACAUAUGGAUUGAAAUAUGACAAACGAUUGUAAACGAACUUCAAAUCCAGUAUUUAUGAACUCAUGUAACUCCGAGCGUUAAAAUUCGAGGUCUCCAAUCAAAUACAAAAAUCAAUAAGUAGAGAAAUCCGGUUUGAUUUUGUGAUUAAAUUUAAAAAAUAUUUACAAGACCUAUAUAAAAGAAGAGAAAACAUCAACUUACUACACACAACUCCCACACAUAAUACACACGAUCAGGCUCUAUGAUUACUAUUAAAAAGUUCAUCCACAAGUUACUGGUGGAAUUCCGUCUCGGUAUGAAAAUUGUAGUGACGAAAAAGCUUAUAAAACACAGAUUAAUAAUUAGAAGGAAAAAAUAAACAUAUAUAAACGAAUCAAUCACCACACAUCACUGA